CCUCGCUGGCAGGCGUCCUCAGCCCCCGCCGGGGUGGGAGGACAGGCACUGCCUUGCCAUGCUCCGCGGACUGGCCCGGGCCGCGGCCCGGAGGCACGGGGCCCCCUGGGCGCGGGGGUCCGGCGGCCGGGCGGGGGUCCCUGCCCACGUGGUUGACCUACGCAGCGACACGGUGACCAGGCCCGGGCCGGCCAUGAGGCGCGCCAUGGCCGAGGCCGUCGUGGGGGACGACGACUACGGCGAGGACCCCACCGUCCGCGAGCUUCAGGAAAAGGUCUCGGAGCUGCUCGGCGUGGAGCAAACCCUGUUUGUGCCCACGAACACCAUGGCCAAUCUCAUCUCUGUGAUGGGUCACUGCCGGCGCCGGGGCUCCCAGCUCCUCCUUGGGCAAGAGAGCCACCUCCAUGUCUAUGAGCAGGGCGGGGCAGCUCAGAUCGCAGGGGUGCACUCCCACCCCCUCCCAGACCUGCCCCACGGCACGCUGGACCUGGUGGAGCUGGAGAGGGUGCUCACACAGGGCCUGGGGAACCCCUACCACCCCGUCUGUGAGCUCAUUUGCCUGGAGAAUACCCACAGCAGCUCAGGGGGCCGGGUCCUCCCCCUCGACUACCUACGCCAGGUGCACGCCCUGGCCCGGAACUACGGCGUCCGAGUUCACCUGGACGGGGCCCGGCUGAUGAACGCAGCAUUGGCCCUGCGCGUGCCCCCUGCCCGCAUCGUGGAGCACUGUGACUCUGUCUCCCUCUCUUUCUCCAAGGGCUUGGGGGCACCAGUGGGGGCCCUGGUUGGGGGGCCCAAAGACUUUAUCAAAGAAGCCUGGCGCCUCCGGAAAGCCCUGGGCGGCGGGAUGCACCAGGCGGGGGUGCUGGCUGCUGCCGCCCUGGUGGGUCUGGCCAACGCAGAGGAGGUGCUGCUGCAGGACCACCAGAACGCACAGCGAUUCGCCACAGGACUCCGGGAGCUGGCCUCCCCUAUCUGCUCUGUGGAUCCCAGCACCGUGGAGACCAACAUGGUGGUGGUGCGGGUGGUGGGGCUGUCGCCCGAGGAGCUGUGCCAGCACCUGCGGGCCGUGAGUGCCGAAGAGGAGAAGCAGAUGGGCCAGGUGGUGAGCGUGCUGCUGUUCCCCUGGACAGAGCGCUCUGUGCGUGCCGUGUGGCACCGCGACGUCUCAGCGCAGGACACCGAGCUGGCACUGAGGAAGUGGGAGUUCGUGCUGAGGCAGCUGGGGCCCUGAGGACAGGGUGGCCAGAGACACCAUGUCCUGGCUGGGAUGGGAGGGGGAGCAGAGGUACGCAAAGAGAGGCAGUGAAACAACACCCCAUAAUCCGCCUGUCUUGCAUCGGCCCCCUCACUUUUCAUGACACUGGGGUGAAGCCCUCCCCCCACUCGGUCAGUGAACCCUGAAUGACCCCUCCUGGUACCAGCGGGGUGGCUACACUGGCUUACUGGUGCUGCUGUAACAAGUGCCACAUGGCGGGGUGGGUAAAACAACAGAAAUUAAGGAGUCUCUGAGUGUCAGAAACUGUUAAGCGCUCAACUGCUAGCUGAAAGGUUGGCAGUUUGAACCACCCAGAGGUACUUAGGAAGAAAGGCCUGGUGAUCUUCUGAAGUCAGUCUUGAAAACCGUA
Trichechus manatus latirostris (Florida manatee) is the source of this 1628-nucleotide messenger RNA. RefSeq names its product probable low-specificity L-threonine aldolase 2. Gene Ontology annotation, cellular component: cytosol. NCBI's taxonomy places the organism in Eukaryota, Metazoa, Chordata, Mammalia, Sirenia, Trichechidae. The record is from RefSeq and is a predicted model, not a curated record. Gene Ontology annotation, molecular function: L-allo-threonine aldolase activity. Bases 59 to 1234 code for a protein of 391 amino acids. The transcript is spliced from 7 exons. Gene Ontology annotation, biological process: L-threonine catabolic process; glycine biosynthetic process.